AAUGUUGGCGUGUUGGUGUGUUCAGAGCAUGAAGCAGCCGGAGCGCAAUAAAUCCACACAGCCAGGACCAAGGAAGAAAGAAGGAAAAAAUUGUGGUAAAUCAACUCAACAGGUAGAACAGUGUGUUCAGCUACAGCAACAAUAAUAACCAGGCUUUUAUAGUUACAAAAGUGUUGUGGAAAGAAACUUUCUUUCCACAACACGAGGCCUGGAGGGGACGGGGAUUGUUGACUGAUGUUUUUUGCACCAUAAAUCAAAAGUACAGGCGGUUGCAUUUUCCAAAACAUCACAGUUUAUGAAAGAAAAAAGAAUGCAUCAACUUCUAAAAAAAAAAAAGAUUAUCUCUCAGCUUCUUAUCACAGCUCUAAUCACACCCCAUGACAUGGCUGCAGCUUCAACUGGCAUUAAACCCUGAGGACUCUUGGGUCUGCAUGGCUGAGGACUGCAGGACAGCACGCUGCACAGUGCUGCACAAUACUGUCAGUCAUCACCGGGCUCUUGAGCUGCAGCGGGGAAGGGACUUAAAAGCUUGUUGUGUCUCCUCGGCCGCACGCUGCGCUGCUUUCCAUACGGGGCGGGGUGGCGCUUACUCCGGCGCACAGAGCGCAGAGCGCACCGUCACCCAGCUGCUCUCCCAGCAUCGUCUGCCACCGUCUGACCGGACGACAUGGGUCUGGAGAAGGAGAAAUCGGACACCAGUAUAAUUAUGGACGAGGAUGAGUUCAACAGAUCGAUAGAGCCCAUUCUGUCGAAGAAGGGGAAGGUGUACACGGCGGAACCGGACCGAGAUCCAAACGAUAUCAACGCGCACUUGAAGGUCGGGUUUGAAGAUGUCAUCGCGGAGCCGCUCUCCUCGCACAGCUUCGACAGAGUGUGGAUAGGAAGCCACGCCGUGUUCGAGCUGGUCAAAUUCAUCUUUUACCGCCUGCUGACCACGCUGCUGGCCGUGCCCAUGGCUUUCCUCCUCGGACUGGUCUUCGGGGUGCUCAGCUGCAUCCACAUCUGGUUGGUGAUGCCCCUGAUCCACAGCUUCAUGAUGCUGUUACCGUCCAUCCAGGUGGUGUGGAGGAGUCUGACGGACAUGUUCAUCAGACCGCUCUUCCACAGCAUGGGAAAGAGUCUGUCCUCCAUUCAAGUUAGAACCACGGAGAACUGACGCAGACGGCGCUCUGGCCCCCGAGCAGAUGGAAACACGGGGCAGAUUGGAGUCACUGGAAGAAAAGAAAAAAAAAAAAAGAGUGAACGAUGCAACUGAGAUACGUACAUGAGUUUUUAUAAAGUCAAAUACUAAAUUCUGACAAUCCUGUAAACAAGUGUAGAGUUACAUACUGCCUUUAUUUCAAUGUGACUAUUCAUAUUGAAACAACAGUAACCUGUGACCUCGAUGCCACAAAAUGUCUUUCUUUCUUUUUUUUUUUAAAAAAAACCAAAUUUAACCACGUUUGAGACGGAAAGAAACACAUGCACGUGGAUGUUUAUGGCUAAUGAACCCUAAAUAUCACCAUAGGAACAUAAGCUGUUAUGACAAACAGUUUGAGACUUUAUAAGGAGCUCAUGUGCACCACCCAAAAUGGAGUUGUUUUGCUGAUUGUGACCAAAAGAAAUUCCUGUCAUUCCAUCACUUUGUGGCUGAGGGAGAUGUGGAGGAGUGUAACUUUAUUGUUAAGGCAAACUUACUGCUGACCCCGCUAAGAGAUGUAAUAUUUCUGCUUUUUUUAGACUUAUAUAUAUAUAUAUAUAUUGUAUAUAUUGCAAUGAAUUCAGCUAGAAGUUGAAUGUAAUGAACUGAAUCAGAGUAGAUAUUCAGAGAGAGAUGCUAAGAUGCAGCUUGUUGCACAUUCGCAGGCUUAUUUUAUCUGCUGUGUUGAUCUCGCAGUGCGUUGGCAAUAAUACUGGGCAUUUGCCUUGAUAUGCAUCUACAGUAGAGCUGCUUUCACACGUUACUGAUCGGCUUCCUAAUUUAUUAUUUAUGCAACGACCGAUUCUUGAUUGGGAAACACUGAUAUUUGGCGGUAACUGACAUCAAAGACCUUCACUUCAGUAACUGCAGCGUGACAAAGAUGCGUCACAUCUCGGUUGAAGCUUCGGUAGAACUGAGACUUUGGUACAUGCAUAUUUAAUUCAGAGGUGUUUGUUGUUUGCUGCACUGCUGUGAGGUCGUGGGCCGGGUUUUGGAGUAUUUCUGCAGCCAGAAGGAAUCAGACAGCGAUAUGAUCUUUACCUUUUCCUUGCUGUGGAUUUGAUAAAGUUGAGUUUUUAGGUACAAGCCUGCACAGUUCACCUCUUGCUACGAGCUGUACAAUCUGAAAUCUAGAAGGUGAUAGAGAGAGAAUCAGUGUAACAGGUGUCAGCUGCUGUUAACUUAUACUGGUUUGUGCUUUCUAGUGGGAUUUCAGCUUUUCCAAGUUGCACUUUAAUUUUGUCCUUACAAGUGCAAACCCAGCUCUGAUAACCAGACACAUACUGUAUUUUCUAAUACCAUGUACUGUAUCUGUCUUUAAUCAUUGGAACCAAUGUGUAUGUUUCAUGUGAUGGAUGCAAACCUGUGCAGCCAUAAAAACUUACCAUCAAUAUUUUAAAGCUGCAUUCGUUUAUUUGAGUGCAGGCUGAAAGACAGCUGCUAUGGCUAACAUGUUAGCAACCAGUUGGCUAAUAUCACAUCCAGCAGACACAGAGCAGCUUCAUCAUUCAUUAAGAGUCAUGUUUCUGUUGAGAUGGAGAGUGUCGUUCCAAUAUUCAUUCAUUCAAUUCAGGGUUGAUGAGACUGAACUGUACCGGAAAAAUGGUGUAAAACCAAAACAUUCAGCUAAAAGGGGAUAAAAAACAAAAGCACAGUACGGCUGCAAAAUUGACAGAUAAUACAAGAGCUGAGAAAGGCUUUAUUGCAAAUACUGUUUUGUCCCGUUAUCGCAAGAUAAUUAUUCCCUUAUCUCGACAUAACAAAGCUUUGGGAUAAAAAAACAUUUGCUUUUACGGACUUUCUCAGCUUCCGUACAUCCGUACAUGUAGGUAUUUGAUCCAAUAUAAGUAAUGUCGAUUGAUAGUGGAGCUUUAAACUAACAGCUAACACCGGUCACAGUUAAAUCGUCAUGGCCGGAUCUGCUUGUUUGUGCACUUGCUCACUAAAACAAAGAGCUGUGAUCAUUGGAGAAAGUGUUAUUGUACAGCACUAUUCCAACAUUAAGUGGAUAAACUUUUCAUUUCAAUAAGUAAAGGUGAAAAAAAUCACUGUACUAAAAUGUGGACUGUUUCAGAACGCGCAUAUGAACCUAUAACUCUUUGGGUUGUCAUCCAGAUUUUCCAGAAAGAAAGGAGCACAAUUCAUGUAACUCAUAUUUGCAUCUUUGACAAUUCCAACCUGUUGCUCAACAUUGCUGCAAGCUAACCAGCUGAACCUCGACAGCAGAGAGUCAGACAGACGUCUGACACUGCAUGAGGUGAUGUUUUGUUUCCAGCAGCUCUGUCACAGCUUUAAUCCUUUCACUGGUGUUUAACUGUUGACAAGCCACCAGACAGCCAAGCAGAGGAAAUUAGAGGUAGCUGUUGCGCAAUAGAGGAAAGACACAGGUGUGUGGCUAAAGCGUUUUCUCUCCUCAGCAUGACAUGUAGCACUAAACAUCCUCCGCUCAGCCCAGCUAUCCUUCAAAUGUCAUAUAUCUUUAUUAGACAAAUAAAUCAUAGUGUGACCUGCA
Messenger RNA from Seriola aureovittata, 3692 nucleotides. It is a transcript of the gene cav2, whose product is annotated as caveolin 2. Bases 668 to 1156 code for a protein of 162 amino acids. Gene Ontology annotation, molecular function: molecular adaptor activity; protein kinase binding. Gene Ontology annotation, cellular component: cytoplasmic vesicle; caveola; Golgi apparatus. The record is from RefSeq and is a predicted model, not a curated record. The transcript is spliced from 3 exons. NCBI's taxonomy places the organism in Eukaryota, Metazoa, Chordata, Actinopteri, Carangiformes, Carangidae. Gene Ontology annotation, biological process: negative regulation of endothelial cell proliferation; positive regulation of MAPK cascade; insulin receptor signaling pathway.